AUGAUUACGCGCUCAAACACAGCUGGACGGGCUUCUAAACGCCUAGCCUCGCCUGUAGACGGACAAUCUGCGGCACUGGGUGAUACUACGGCAGGAUCUUCAAUACCUCCCAAGAGGGUUCGCCGCACCGCUCCAUUGGCAUCGACCACCAAAGUAGAGAUAUCGUCGCCCAAUUUCCGCACCGCGGUUGACGUCCAAGUGGCGCUGCGAGAGGUUUGGAGACUCGAGUCGCUUGGUCGGUGCCCAACGAAGGAGCAGGCUGUUCAUCGACACAUGAACCUUUACGGUACGCAGCGCUCCAGCUCUUCGACAGAACCAACUCCACCGACGAAGGCGCUCGAGGAUGCCAUUACAAAGCUGCGAGGCAUACAUCAAGAUCAGUUUCGUACAUACGCAUCGGGCACCUUGACCGAACCUUUCAAUCUCCGGAUCUCACGGCCUCACUGCAAGUUCAAUGGCCAGAUUCGCAUUCACUCGUCGAAUGACAGAAAUGACGGAAUCGAGGAACGUUUGAAACAGUGGUAUAACCAUUCGGUCGUAUCUGGUUUCGGUGACCUCCGGAGUCAGGAAACGAAGGAAGACAAGGAUGUGCGCCAUGCACGCGAAAUCGGGGCACGCGAUUUCUCUGUUGAGCCAGAGUUGCUGCAACGUAUCGCUGUUUGUUGGGAUAGCCACUUCCACGCAAACAAGGGCGUCCGCGUCGAACCGUACAAGAUUCAUUUAUACAGCGAGGGGGGUCACUUCAAAGCCCACCGUGACACUCCAGAGAAGGACUUAGUCGGAACCUUCCUGCUCGGCCUAGGAGAUACUGUCCGGUCUCCAUGUUUCCAGCUGGAUGACCAAGAAUUCCACUCUCAUCCUGGACAAUGGGUGGCCUUUUAUCCUGACGUGCCACACUCCGUCACGAGGCUGCCGUACGGCUAUCGUGCGGUUAUCGCAUUCAAAAUCUUCCGAAAGUCCACUCGCAACAAGUGCCCUCAUGUUGAUCAACUCACGAAGGAUGUUACGGACGAAAUGGUGCCACCAUUCGGCAUCCUGUUAGAACGGAAGUAUUGUCUGGGAACCACUGAGCUCAGUGGGUUCGACGCUAUCAUCCACGCCUGCCUCCGGGCCAAGCACGGCGUGAAGGUGAUUCUUUUGCCCGUAGUCGUCGACGUAAAGGCGACUUGGGGCGCCGAGGAUGAAAGCUAUGAUGAUGAUGAUUGGGAGCAGGAAUGCACUGCGUCGGUCUAUCCGUUCACAGAGGCACACAUCGACUACCUGGUCAGCAUAAAAUCAAAGGACCGCGACUCAGAGGACGAGAAAAAGAAGAAGAUGGCGGAGGUUCUGAAAACGUCCGUGAAGGAUAUUCCCUUCUACAGUACCGACUUCGCGAAGUCAACCAUCACAUGGUCCGAUAAGGAGCAAGAGACCUGUGUAUCUGUCCUAUGCGCUGUUGGCGGUGCCCGACUCUGAGUCUCCUGCGGCCAAAGACACGAAGAAAACAAAAAAGACCGCCAAGAGGUGAGGCUUUGGAUGAGUCAAGUUACGCCUCUAGCUGUGCUGGCUGUUGUGUUUCAUUUUUGCUCAGUCAUGAAAAAUUCUAUACACCCAGUGUACUUAGUCUUGCUACAGAAAAUGACAAUAAUCGGUUG
Postia placenta MAD-698-R-SB12 is the source of this 1634-nucleotide messenger RNA. RefSeq lists its product as hypothetical. The record is from RefSeq and is a predicted model, not a curated record. The coding region runs from base 1 to 1455 and encodes 484 amino acids. The transcript is spliced from 4 exons. NCBI's taxonomy places the organism in Eukaryota, Fungi, Basidiomycota, Agaricomycetes, Polyporales, Adustoporiaceae.